AUGCCUUUGUCCGGCCACUGUCUCUGCAAAGCCGUCACCUACACGGUUGACCAAGACGAGCCGCUCAUAACCGCGUACGACCACUGCGACGAUUGUCAGCGUCAGAGUGGAUCAACUUAUUCUCUCGUCGCGGUAGUACUCAAGGACAAAUUAAAGAUCAAUGGACCCAUCAAGAGCUACGCAGGAACUGGAUCUUCAGGCCACCCAGUUCACCGACUUUUCUGUUCGGAGUGUGGCUCCCCUAUUGCCCAUGACCCCGAAGCUGCCCCAGAGAUCAUCGCCCUGAAGGCCGGAACCCUUGAUGUGGAGAUCAAGAAGAACCUGAAGCCUGACACCGAAAUCUGGACCGCCAGCAAGCUUCCAUUCUGCAAGGAGAGCCGCCGCAACUUCCAAAUGUCGUCAGGGACCCUUCAUAUCAUUGACUCUCGGACGAAGCAGAAGUACGAAAUUCCGAUCAGGCGAAAUGUGGUGUUUGCAACUGAUCUCAAGAGUAUCAAGGCACCAGGAGCUGGUACAGACCGAGCAGAUCAUGUGGCUAGUGGGCUGCGGGUGCACGAUCCAGGGCUACAGAAUACAACGGUGAUAGAGUCAGCUAUAAGUUAUUCUGAUCAUGAAAGAGGCGUGCUUCUCUUUCGCGGUUACACCUUGGCCCAGUUAUGGGACAGCGACUUCGAGGACAUGUUGCAUCUACUCGUUUGGGGCACAUAUCCAACACGGCAGCAGAAGCAAGAUCUAAACCGAAAGCUUACACGCCAGAUGCUGACUGUCCCAGAAAGUGUGCAUCGAACAAUCCAAGAACUUCCCCGGACAACAUCUCCAUUGCCGCUGAUCCUGGCUGGGCUCUCGGCUUAUCUGGCGUGCUUUCCAGACACAAUUCCCGCCUCAACACAUGCGAAUCUUUACCAAGGAAACCUGCAUAAUGUCGAUCAUGCGGUUAUCCGAACUGUAGCCGCAUAUGGUGUUAUUUUUGGUCUGGUAAAUAGUCACCGGAAGGGCAUUGAUUUCCAGCCGCCAUCGCCGGAGAAUAGCUUGUGCGAGAAUUUAUUCACUAUGGCUGGGCUGGUGGAUCGGGCUUCCUCGCGCCCAGAUCCAGUUAAGCUGUCGUGUUUCCGGCGCUUUGCCAUGCUGAAUGCCGACCAUGGCAUGGCCCUGGCCGCAUUCGCAACGUUAGUGACAGCAUCCUCCUUGACGGAUCCUAUCUCCUGCUUGAUCAGUGCUGUAGCAGCCGCAUAUGGGCCCCUGCACUUUGGUGCUACUGUGUCUGCCCAGCGUACGCUCCGAGAGAUCGGAAGCACAGGCAAGGUUCCCGAGUUUAUCAAGGAUGUAAAGGCCGGGCGAACGAAGCUCUUUGGAUAUGGACAUCGUUCAUACAAGGGCCAUGAUCCCAGAGUUCGUCCAAUUCAAUCAAUCCUGAAGGACCUGGACUUAUCAUCGAACAAUCAUUUGAAAAUAGCCGAACGCAUAGAGGAAAUAGCCUCAGCGGAUGAGUACUUCCGUCGCAGAAGUCUGUACCCUAAUGCUGACUUUUAUGGUAACUUUGUCUUCACCGCGAUUGGCUUCGACCCAGAUAUGAUUCCAGCUGCUAUGUUGACACAACGCAUAAUAGGGUUAAUGGCCCAUUGGCGGGAAUACAUGUUGACACACGGCAAGCUGUUUCGACCAUCGCACGGAGCCUUGGUAGAAAGGCUACCUACUGAAACCACGCCUCUUUUACAAUCUCAUCCUGGAGCAGAGCGAUAUUCAGUCUUCACUACUAGACAAAAGCGGCUAAUCAUUCUCACAGCAGCCAUAGCGUCGACGUUCUCCCCUAUCUCGGCUAACAUCUACUACCCAGCCCUCAAUUCUAUAGCUACCGAUCUGGAUGUAACCAGUUCCCAAAUCAACUUAACUAUAACCACAUACAUGAUAUGUCAAGACCAAGCAGGCCGCCGCCCAGCCUACAUCAUCUCCCUACAACGCAGUUACCCCAUGCUUCUGGUCCUUCGCGCGGUCCAGAGUAGUGGUAGCAGCGGCACUGUGGCCUUGGCAUCGGCCGUCGCUGCCGAUAUCAUCACCUCCGCCGAACGGGGAACAUACAUGAGCAUUACCUCCCUAGGGAAUAUCCUCGCACCAUCACUAGGGCCUCUCAUAGGUGGUGUCUUGAGCGAGUAUCUAGGAUGGCAAUCGAUAUUCUGGUUCCUCGCAAUGUCAUCCACCAUCUUCUUCAUCCCUCUCGUGCUCUUCUUUCCCGAAACAUGUCGGACCAUUGUCGGAGACGGUUCAAUCCUGGCAUCAAGAUGGAACAAAUCCAUCUUCAAUUGGUGGAUCUCUAAACGUUCCUACAGGAAGCCUAUUGCUACUCCCCCUACCAACCCAGAACCAGUGCUUCAAACACAACCGCCAAAAAGGAAUAUCAGCCCCCUAUCUACGCUUUCCCUUCUCUUCCACCUCCCAACUAGCCUCAUCUUCAUAUCCAACGGCCUUGUCUUUGCAAGCUACUACGCCAUAACAGCCGGUCUACCUUCCCAGCUCAGAUCCAUCUAUGGGCUAAGCGCCGGUACCCUCUUAAGCGCGACAUUCAAUGGGAUCAUCGUAGACUGGAAUUACCGGCGAAUGAUGGCAAACGGCAGAAAGGACAUGGACUACUUUGAUGUCGAGAAGGCUCGAUUGGGAGUUGGGGGGCCGAUAGCUCUCCUAGCGCCCCUCCCGAUCCUCCUUUAUGGCCUCGCAACGUCAACAAUCAACCCGCCACCCCUCGCGCUGACACUAACACUCAUCUUUACUAUCUCCUUCACACUAACAGCCACGUACAACAUCCUAAACAUCCUUCUCGUGGACCUCCACUACACAACACCAGCAACAAUAAUGGCGACAAAUAACCUCGUCCGCUGCUCCCUAGGCGCAGCAGCAACAGCCCUUGUACACCCCUGUAUCCAGCGCUGGGGCGCUAGGGCGACAUAUUGUGGCGUGGCGGUGGUCGUACUGAAAACAAUGUUAUGCAUUCUCUUAUACCUUCUCUGGACUGGUGCAGUAGCUCACAUAAGUCUUCUGCCUCCAGAUAUCGCGAUCUUGCAUUUGCGAUAUCCUGAGACAUCGUGGAUAUAUCCCAGGGAUACGAUUUUGAAAUCUAGAACAGCAGACUUACCCAUAAUAAGCACGCGCGGACUCAAUCCCAAACUGACCUAUGUCCUUCUGUUCUUUGAUCUGGACGUUGUUUACGACAUGAACGCCACAGUCGCACUACACUGGUACCAGCCUGAUCUGUUUUGCGUUAUGCAGAUGGAUAUAUGUCAUGAGAAUCGAAUAUACGAGACAACAGACGGGUAUUCCAAUGGCGGCAUCCUGGUCAACCAGAGCAUGGGAGCCGAAUACAUCGCUCCACGACCACCGCCCUUCUCGCACCAUCGAUAUGUGCAGCUCCUCUUCGUCCAAAAGCCGGAUUUCCAAUUCCCGAAGUGCUAUUCCCACAUCUUCCCGCCGACGGCAGAGGCGAGGGCGGGCUUCGACAUUCACCAGUUCGUAGCCGUCGCUAGGCUUGGUGCGCCAGUGGCAGGGAACUAUUUCGUGGUGGAGUACGAUGGGCCUCACUCGGUCCACGAAGCUGAACUGUAA
Aspergillus pseudonomiae is the source of this 3591-nucleotide messenger RNA. RefSeq names its product citrate synthase-like protein. The record is from RefSeq and is a predicted model, not a curated record. Gene Ontology annotation, cellular component: mitochondrial matrix. The transcript is spliced from 17 exons. Gene Ontology annotation, biological process: tricarboxylic acid cycle; carbohydrate metabolic process; transmembrane transport. NCBI's taxonomy places the organism in Eukaryota, Fungi, Ascomycota, Eurotiomycetes, Eurotiales, Aspergillaceae. Bases 1 to 3591 code for a protein of 1196 amino acids. Gene Ontology annotation, molecular function: transmembrane transporter activity; carbon-sulfur lyase activity.